This is a messenger RNA of Mercurialis annua (annual mercury), 1312 nucleotides long. RefSeq names its product WAT1-related protein At3g30340-like. The transcript has 6 exons. The coding region runs from base 35 to 1117 and encodes 360 amino acids. Lineage: Eukaryota; Viridiplantae; Streptophyta; Magnoliopsida; Malpighiales; Euphorbiaceae. Gene Ontology annotation, cellular component: plasma membrane. Gene Ontology annotation, molecular function: transmembrane transporter activity. The record is from RefSeq and is a predicted model, not a curated record.
GAGUUUCAGAGAGCUAUGGAAGACUGUUUUAGCAAUGAUUUUUAUUAAUUUAUCAUUUGCAGUAGUAAAUAUACUGCUUAAAAAAGUCAUUGAUGGCGGAACUAACCAUAUGGCUAUCGUUACAUAUCGACAGUUGGCUGCUGCCAUUUUCUUGGCUCCCAUUGCUUACUACUGGGAAAGGAAAAGCAGACCCAGGGUUACAUUUCAGAUCUUAUGUUAUCUUUUUCUUGGAGCUCUAAUCGGGGUAACACUCACACAAUAUGUCGUCCUAUUGGGACUGGAGCGUACGUCUGCUACAUUCGCCUGUGCAUUCCUCAAUAUGGUGCCUGUCAAUACCUUUAUAUUGGCUCUGCCAUUCGGCCUAGAGAAAGUGAAGAUAAAAAGCAAGUCAGGAAGAGCUAAAGUGAUGGGUGCACUAAUAUGCAUGAGUGGGGCUAUUUUGCUUACUAUUUAUAAAGGAUUUCCGCUGACUCGUCCUCCUUCAAGAGACAUCAAUAAUUAUGCUGAUCGUACGACGUCGGAGAAGGACAGACAUAAAUGGAUUAUCGGAUCGUUGUUUCUGAUCGGAGGCGGAGUUUUGUGGUCCUCAUGGUUUCUUAUACAAGCUAAAAUUGGCAAGAAAUUUCCAUGUCAGUGUACAAGUACUGCCAUCCUUUCUUCUUUCGCUACAGUCCAGUCGGCUGCGUUAACAUUGAUUUUGGACAGGAACGUCGACGUAUGGGUAUUAAAGGGAAAAUUUGAGAUUAUAGCCAUGCUUUAUUCUGGUAUAGUAGGAUCGGGAUUGUGCUAUGUAGGGAUGUCAUGGUGUGUGAAACAAAGAGGACCAGUAUUCACUGCUGCAUUUAGCCCUUUUAUACAGAUUUUUGCUGCCAUGUUUGAUUUCUCUGUACUGCAUGAACAAAUUUACAUUGGAAGUGUUAUUGGAUCUGUACUAGUUAUAAUUGGCCUUUAUGCUCUCCUUUGGGGUAAAAGCAUUGAGGCUGAAGAAUGUGUGAUAAAGCAGACUGUAGCCAAAGGUGAUGGAAAUAUGACUGUUGAGUCGCAAGUACCAGUAAAUUUCAAUUCAACGAGCGGAACCGGGGCGAAACCAGGAGAGGAACCGGGGGCGAGGGUGUAAUGAAUUAUGUAGCCCCAUGCCGGUAGAAAUUGAAGCUGACAAUUUAACUAGUCAGCAUUCAGAUUAAGUUUAAAAUUAUCCUCUUCAAUGCUAUAAAUGUAUAUAAGUUUACUUCUAUAAUAUAGAGAAAUAAAAAAUGUUGACCUGAAUCAGAGAACAGCUGUACAAGAAUAUAUAAAUUAGACAAUAAAUCAU